UGGACGGCUUACUGCAUAACGUAUGCACUUCCGGUGUAAACUAUUUUGUAAAUAAAGAAUAACAUGAAGUUAUUUACAAGCGUUACCGCAAAAUUAACACAAGAUUUGCAAGACAUACUUUGUCAAAACACAGACGAGUGCCUGAGUGAGAGUGCUACAGUACAGGAACUGGUGUCUAGGACUGGCCUAAUGCUCAUACAGACUGGGAGCGUCUGGGAACUUGUUGGGGAUAUUCAAUCUGUGUGCAGCGCUUAUGUGGCUUUAGCAAGACUUCUAGAUAACGAAUUUAGCAUUAGUAUAGAGAACUUAAAGUUAGAAGAUGUGAUUCCGUUGAAGACCGCUGGUGCAACAGAUUUUCUGAAUUCGGCUCUGAAUUCAGCAGGUGAAAGUGAAAGUAGAAGCGAUGAAGAUGUCGGUGUAAACGAAGAUACAGAACACGCAAGAAAACGUCGCAAGACGAGUAGAAAAGUACCAGAGCCUGUAGUGCUGUCAAUCAAUGCCGAUGAUAUAGGGGGAUACCAAUACCACGACAGUGAAAGAGUGAAAAGCACAGACUCACUAACAGACUAUCUAAGUGAGAAGGAGGUAAAAGACCAGAGCUUGACAGUUGAAAUGACUGAAAAGAAUGAAAAAAGUGUGAAUUCUACAAAAUCCAUUGAAGGAGGGAGGAAAAAAUUAAGAAGUUCUUUAAAAAGGGUUGGGAGGAAAAGAGUGGUGAAAAAUGCAUCUGGCAAUUCUAGUGAAAAAUCAGCAGUCACUGACAAAAGACCAAAGAAAAGAGAAGCCAUUAAAGAACAAUUUUAUGCUUCUAACAAUAGCCAUAACAAAUUGUCAGCAAAGGUUACAAAAAUCUGUGAAAGAGGAAAGAAAGAAGAACAAGAAGUUGAUUCUGAAAUUGUUAAAAAACAAACACAAACUGAGUCUGAACAUGUAAACCAAUCCGAGAUAGAAGAAAAGAUUCGUGAUUUAAGACAAGGCCAUAUUAAUGGGCAGGGAGAUGGAAUCAAUGAGUUCAAGGAAUACGAUAGUCUAAAUGAAAUGGAUGUGACAAAAAAUGACAAUCUGUUAUACAAGAAAGUGGAAAAACAAUGGUUGAGGGACACUGAUACUAAAGCCCAAAACAUUCCGUGCCAAAUUAAAGACUGUGCAUUUGUAGGAAAAUUAAAGCAAAAUGCCAUUGAGCACUAUGCUAGAAUGCACUCAGUGAGAAACCUGAAGUGUAAAUGUUGUGACACAUAUUUUUCUUUGUUUAGAGAUUUGAAAAGGCAUUUAAAGCAUCAUAAUAUCAGUAUCAGAUGUGAAAAAUGUGGAAAACUGUACAAGAGUGAAAGAUCUUUUAAAGAACAUCAAAAGAUACACCAAGAAGACUUUGUGAAACCAUUACAUGAAUGUGAAACAUGUGGGAAAAAAUUCAGCACUAAAUAUGUGCUGCAAUACCAUAUCAAAUCAGAGCACAUGGGAAUUAAAAAGUCUUUCAUUUGUCCUACUUGUGGGAAAAGCUUCACUCAAAAGCAAUCUUAUACUACACAUGCCAACGUACAUAUGGGAUUGCGUCCUUUUGUGUGUGAGGUUUGUGGAGUUUCUUUCCCGUAUGAAAAAUCCCUACGAGAACACAAAUACAUGCAUGAUGAGCAUAAAAAUUUCAAGUGUGAAAUAUGUGGUAAGCAAUUCAAGCAGCCCUCUGCCCUUUGCACACACCUGAAGAUCCACAAGGAGACCAAGGAUCACCUUUGUAAGGUGUGUGGGAAGGGCUUCACCCAGAGACAGGCCCUCCUGCGACAUGAACGUGUCCACUCUGGGGACAAACCAUUCACCUGUAAUAUUUGCUUCAAGAAUUUCAAUGAUGCAUCCAUAAUACGCCGCCACCUGAUUAUGGUGCACAAAGCGAACCCUAAAGACUGGAAGUCCUUCACUUUAAAUGAUACACCCAGGCAAACAAACCACUUUGUUCAAGUUUUGAGUGGGGAGUUGCAACCUCAACUAAAAAAGCGACAAAAAACCCCAAACCAUAUGGUUACUACACAAGAAAGCACAACAAAUGAUGUCCAGGCAGUGUCACAGCUUUCAUUGGUAACAAGCACUGACUCUAGAGCACAUGCAGCAUUAGCACUUACCUCUAUGGCUUCACAUGGAUCGGUUCUUGAAAACAGUGACUCAGUGAAUUCAUCUAAAGACAUUUCACUGGAGACAAAUAUAGUGUCCUCGCACGGACCAAUCAACCCCCUAUCCCAGCCCAGUGUGUGUCCACCAAAUGCUCCCAGUAUCCCAACAGAGAGCCAGGGGGGGACGAGUCUGUAUAACAAUUACCCACCCUCUCUCCCAUCUUCUAGCUUCAGUGCACUACAGUCUGGGUCUGAUGUGGUGGAACAUAGAGAACAGUCAAAUGCUACUCACCUCAAUCCUGAUUACAACAAGAGCACAAAGCACCAUCCAACAACAAAGAAAGACACUACAGUGCCAGAGAUCAUCAUCAUCAUCACAAGAGAGAAUUCAGUUCUUAUAAAAAUACUUCACGCAUCAACGUGGCUUUUUGCAGUAAAUUGGUUAAUGUGCAGCAGAUGUUUGUGACAGGGCCAAGUAUUAGUGCUUACUUUUGAAUUUCAAAUUUGAUAGAACUCUGGAGAACAUGUAUUACUUUAUGAUAGACCAAUGAUCGUAAUGCAUCUAGGUAUAAAACAGACAAUGGAUAGCUGUUGAGAGUCGUUUCAAAUUGAGGAGUACUGUUGUGGUAAUUCAUCCAAGGGCCACUGCUGCGGUAAUUCAUCCAUUUGCAAGUGACCUAAUAAUGCUUUUACCUUCGUAAAAUGCAAUGGCUGGGACAAUUGGAAUACUCAAAAUAAUUGAAAAUGUAACUCCAUCUUGAACUAUGAUUUUUUUAGGUUGACCUUAAAGUCACUUGUACAUUUUUUAGCCUAGCGUGAUCAUAUAACACCUGAAACAUUCUGUAUCUAUUACAAAACUUGCCUAUUUGAUGUGCAACUACUGAAUUUCACAGAAAAGUGAUGAAACUUUGAAAUUUCCUGCUUUGAG
Molecule: messenger RNA, 3030 nt
Organism: Magallana angulata
Lineage: Eukaryota; Metazoa; Mollusca; Bivalvia; Ostreida; Ostreidae
Product: GDNF-inducible zinc finger protein 1-like
Exons: 2
Coding region: 64-2568 (834 amino acids)
Source: RefSeq, a predicted model, not a curated record